CUGAUUGUUGGCGAAUAGUAAGUGAUCGUGAUUGAAUAAAAAAUCUAAAAAUUGGUGACGAAUUUUAUUGUGUUUUUCGUGGGUCCGGAAAUCGUUUCAAAGUGGCCGCGGAAAAGAAGGAUGCUGGCGGCGAAUCCCGCGCCAGCCCUCACCAGAAAGCGCGUAGAACGUCGAUUUCUCCACCGCCCCGGCAACUGACACCGUCCUCGGACCGGGUACCACCGCCGACCAGUGGCGCAGGUGGCCAGCAGAUACACGGCGAGGCAAUGACACCGACGGCCGCUACUGCGGCCAGCACACCCCCGAUGCUAAACUGGGCUCCCAUUCUGUUUCCCUCCGCCUGGAAUCCGGCCCUGCUGCCGGCAUUCUAUCCGGCGGCACUGCGAUCACUGCCCGGGUUUUUGGACAACAUGAAGCUCCCGCGCUCGCAACGAACAACAACCACCCACAGCGGAUCCGGUUUCCACAUCAGUGACAUUCUUGGCCACAAGGACAAAAAACAACCCCGGCAGGCCACGGACGACGAAAAUACAAGUGACGAAGGAAUCAUUCCAACCACGGUACGGCAUCACAACCGCAGUGCCGCAGCCGAUAACGACAGCAACCAUGGCAACAUAACACCGGCCAACAGCGACGACGAUAGUCACAGUAGUCACAGUCAACUGACGGCCGGUGAUCGUCAACGUCUGACAACGCGAUCUAGUGAUCCGAAAGUAGAGCUGCUAUCCUCGCCCGAACUGGCGGACAGUAAGCUACGGAUACGGGCCAGUCUGGCGGAAGAUUUGCACGCUCGAUUUACGGCUCUACCGGCGUACGCACAUCAUCCACAUCACCCGCUCUUUCCGGCCGCCGCAAGCCCCUGGCUGUAUGAGACGUGCAGUAACCUUAAUGCAUCGCAUCAACAGCAACAGCAGCGGCUUGCCCAGCAGGUCAGUCCGGACAGUACCUCUCCGGUGCAUUCGGAGCAGUCCUACCAGGGGCUGACAAGCUCCGGCGGAAGUGGUGGCCUCAAUGGCCAGUGUCCACGAACGCCCAGCCCGACGGAUAGUGAGCGACAUCACAUGAACACCGAUGGCAACACGGAACAUUCGGACGAUGUGGACAUUGAGGAAGGUUGCGACGAGGAGAUCGAUAUGAUCGAAGACAAUGACGACAAUCCCACGGAUCGAUUGACGAAUGGAAUCGGACAUAAAAAGCGAAAGCGGCGGGUUCUAUUUUCCAAGGCUCAAACCUACGAGCUGGAGCGUCGAUUCCGCCAGCAGAGAUACCUUUCCGCCCCGGAACGGGAACAUCUGGCUUCGUUGAUCCGGUUGACACCAACGCAGGUUAAAAUAUGGUUCCAAAACCAUCGCUACAAGACGAAACGGGCGGCACACGAGAAAGGGUCCAUGGAUCCGGGUUCACAUCAAUCAGGCGGUCUUCCGUCACCCCGUCGGGUAGCGGUUCCGGUGCUGGUUCGCGAUGGUAAACCAUGUCUCGGUGGAAGCAAACAGCACGAUAUGAUGGCAGCCGUACAGGCGGCUCAUCUGCAACUUCCGCCUGGCUUCCAGCAUGCCAGUUUGCUACACCAUGCUGCUGCAGCCCGGUGGUGGCCGUAAACAGUGAUUCUGGUCCCACCACUGUAAAUAGUCAACCUCUCUACUCCCCCAAGGCUUCACAAUUCGUAUCGUGCAUACAUAGUCGAAUCCACCGCCGUUGUAGACAUCGUCGUCGUCAUCGUUGUCACCGUUGCAGCCAGUCAGUGGCGCAUUUAGUGUUGUAGAUGUAAAUCAAAAUCUCAGAUUCUAGCGAAUAUAUACCGAAGGCAGUUUUUAGAUCAAGUAGUAAGAGUCUAUUUAAUUAUAUUUAGUUAAUUUUUAAGGGUUCAUGAAAUACCUUCAAUUCACACAUCUGCAAUACAGAAAUCACUUCUUUGUUUAAUGAAUAUUCAAACUGUGAUUGAAGUUUAAUGCGAUAACUAAUAGAGUUUUCGAAACAAUCAUCUUCUAGCAAUUUGGAACACACAUUAUUUAAAGACAGUCAUAUUUAUACUUAAAUUGAGUUCAACACAAAAAUCACAACCACAAAGCUGCCACCUCUGCAAACAGUUACUAAGUUAAAUGCUAUGAGAACAAUAUGUAGUACCGUAAAGAAGCUGGAUCAUUCU
This is a messenger RNA of Topomyia yanbarensis, 2146 nucleotides long. Its product is annotated as homeobox protein vnd-like. Gene Ontology annotation, biological process: cell differentiation; regulation of transcription by RNA polymerase II. The transcript is spliced from 3 exons. Gene Ontology annotation, cellular component: nucleus. Gene Ontology annotation, molecular function: RNA polymerase II cis-regulatory region sequence-specific DNA binding; DNA-binding transcription factor activity, RNA polymerase II-specific. The coding region runs from base 267 to 1598 and encodes 443 amino acids. Lineage: Eukaryota; Metazoa; Arthropoda; Insecta; Diptera; Culicidae. The record is from RefSeq and is a predicted model, not a curated record.